Messenger RNA from Rhineura floridana, 1867 nucleotides. Its product is annotated as solute carrier family 22 member 6-A-like. The coding region runs from base 1 to 1686 and encodes 561 amino acids. Gene Ontology annotation, biological process: transmembrane transport. Gene Ontology annotation, cellular component: membrane. The record is from RefSeq and is a predicted model, not a curated record. NCBI's taxonomy places the organism in Eukaryota, Metazoa, Chordata, Lepidosauria, Squamata, Rhineuridae. Gene Ontology annotation, molecular function: transmembrane transporter activity. The transcript has 10 exons.
AUGACUUUUGCCGAAUUCCUCGAUCAAGUUGGCGGCAUGGGUCGCUUCCAGUUGAUCCAUACAAUGCUUCUCACCAUCCCUAUUGUGUUGAUGGCUGGUCACAACCUUCUUCAAAACUUCACUGCUGCCAUCCCAGGACAUCACUGCCGGAUCCACGUCACCACCAACAGCAGCGGGCCUCCCAACGCUACUCUUCUGCUGGGAGCCAGCGACCUCCUUAGAACCGGCAUUCCCACAAACAGCAAAGAGCAGCUGGAAAAGUGCCGGCGGUUUGUACAUACCCAAUGGCACCUCCUUGACCACAAUGCCACUGAGGUAAACCAGACCAAGAUGGAAAUGGAGUCUUGUGUCGACGGAUGGGUGUAUGAUAGGACCACAUAUACUUCCACCAUCGUCACUGAGUGGGACCUGGUCUGUGACCGACGGAAGCUUCGGGAGUUGGCCCAAUCAAUCUACAUGGCCGGUGUGCUGGUUGGAGCAAUGGUCCUUGGAGGGCUGUCUGAUAGGUAUGGCCGCAAGGCACUACUCAUUUGGUCAUUUCUGCAAAUGGCAGUGACGGGGACCUGCGCGGCCUUCUCACCCAACUUUGUCUCCUAUUGCAUCUUCCGGUUCCUGAGCGGCAUGGCUCUUUCUGGAUUCGGCCUCAGCAUUGCAUGUUUGGUCGUGGAGUGGAUUCCCACCCAGUUCCGCACCAUCACCAUCGCAACCACCGGCUUUGUGUAUACACUGGGCCAGAUCCUCCUGGCUGGUCUGGCCUACGGCAUCCAGGACUGGCGUUGGCUCCAGCUGGCCCUCUCAGUGCCCUUCUUUGUCUUCCUCCUCUACUCGUGGUGGUUUGCGGAGUCGGCUCGCUGGCUGCUGCUGUCGGGAAAGGCCAGCAGGGCUGUCCGGGUCCUCCAGAGGGUCGCCCAGGUCAAUGGAAAGCAGGAAGCUGGAGCCAGCAUCACGACUGAGGGUCUGCUUUCCAACAUGGAAAAAGAAUUAUCUACAGCCAAGUCCUCUUACACCAUCUCCGACUUGGUGCGCACCCCGACCAUCCGGCGCAUUUUCUGCUGCCUCUCCAUGGUGUGGUUCUCAGUCAGCUUCUCCUACUAUGGGCUGGCCAUGGACCUCCAAAACUUUGGUGUCAGCAUCUACCUCAUCCAGGUGAUCUUCGGGGCUGUCGACUUCCCAGCCAAGGUGAUCGUGACCAUCACCAUGAGCUACAUUGGGCGAAGGGUCAGCCUGGCAGCCUUCCUCAUCCUGGCUGGCUUCAUCAUCAUCAUCAACAUAUUUGUGCCCGCGGAUUUGCAGACGGUUCGGACGGCGCUGGCCGUCAUUGGGAAGGGUUGCCUGGCGGCUGCCUUCAACUGCACCUUCCUCUUCACGACGGAACUCUACCCCACGCCUGUCAGGCAGACUGGGCUUGGUUUCGGCAGCACCAUGGCCCGGGUGGGCGGCAUCAUCGCUCCACUGGCCAAGAUGUUGGAAGACUACUACGUCGCCCUGCCGCCAAUUAUGUAUGGAGCAGUGCCCAUCCUUUCUGGCAUCAUCGCUUGCUUUCUGCCCGAGACCCUGAAUGUCCCUCUUCCAGACACCAUUGAAGAAGUGGAGAACAGAUCCAGAAAGAAGACGGCUGAAGAAGUAGCCCAGGAGAAGAUUCUGCUCCAGAGCCCGGAUAAGGCCCUGUUCAAAGAGGCCUGCUGAUCAACAACGGCCUGAUUCUGGGAAGAGAAGCCAUCACAGCUCUUUGCAGACUGCUUCUUUUCUGCUCAUCCUGAGAAAAGCAUUACAAAGGAUAGAAACUGUGACGGUUUGGGAAGACGUACAUUUUCCGGACAUUUUUGAAGGCACUUAAAAAAAAAAAGAGUGUUCCUUAUGAUUUGUU